AUGGCUGGUGCAGGGUCAAGCAGUGGAGGGGCAGGCUCCGCCGCCCUGCUAUCACCAGAGAGCACAGUGGGUGCGCCAUCAGAGGCGCGCUAUGGAGGCCCCUCAGGGCUUCACCUCAGCCCAGGCAGCGAUGGCAGUGAUGAGCCAGCCUCAUGCUUUGACACCCCCUACAGCUCGCGCCAGCCGCCGCUGCAUUACUCCCUCGACCGCUCAGAGGCAGCACAGCCCCUGCGAAGUCAACCCCACUCACAUCUUGGAGAUCUGCAGAUUGACUCACCGGGAGACAGCUGGCCUUUCAGCCACACGGCGGCUGCCCACAGCAGCGGGCAUGAGCAGAAAGAUUCACAGGGACUGGAAGCUUCUCCUGCCGAGGAGCGGUGGCCGGGGCGGCUGCAGGGCAGUGGCGGCAUGGCGGUCAGGGGCAUGCACAGCAGCGCCUUCAAGGGCGUGAGGGUGCAGGCUCCCCGGCAAGCUCUGCGGAUGGGGACGGGCACAAUUAUGGGGAAGAAGUGGGAGCGCGCAGAACGGAAGGUGGACGAGGGCAGGAGGCUGCUGGCGCUGCUGGGAGGGGACGCGGCUGGGCCCAUAGAGCUGGACACCGCCAUGCUGUACAGCCCGGCCUCCACAGACACCAGCAGCCACAGAACCGGCGAUGAAGCUCCUCCAUCGGCCAGCAAAGCGGCGCCUUUGCGUGCCACACCAGGCAGCACACACCAGGAUGUCGGGCAGUGGACGAUACCGGCCAAGUAUGGGGAGGGAGGUACGCUGUGGAGCCCCAGCAGCGCAGCGACAGAGCGCAGAUCAAUGAGUGCUCCCAGGGAACGCCGCUCGCCUCAGACCACCAUUCCCAAGGAGUUCAGGCUGAGCGAGACGAGCCGCAAGCACUCGCGGGCGGCGGCUGCGCAGCGCAUUCUGGAGGAGCGCAGGCGCGACAUGACCUUCCGGCCGGCCCUGCUGCCGCCGCGGCCGCACAGCCCCGCGCUCGGCAGCGAAUCGACGCUGUCCGGCGAGGCCCGCAUCGCCCGCCUGGCCCAGCCGCGCACCCAGCUAUGGGAGAAAUGCGCUGCGAGGAAGCGGGAGGAGGAGGGUGGCGAGCUGGCACACUGCACGUUUGUGCCCAAGACCGGGCGCGGGCCGGCCAGCGGGCCCAAGGCCACCGUCGCGCGCCUGCCCGCCCCCACCCGCCUCUACGCCCACCACGACUCCAAGUACCGCCAGUGGGAGAGGCUGAGGGCGGAGAGGGACGAGGAGGAGCUGAGGGACUGCACCUUUGCACCGGCUGUCAAUCCGUCCGCCGAGCCGCGCACGCCCCUGCACAGGCGCCUCAGCGAGCUGCAGCGCCAGCGCAGUGAGCGGCUGGCACGCAUGCGGUUGGCGCGGGAGGCGGCCGAUGCGGACGCCACCUUCUCGCCGGCGGUGAAUGACAAAUCGCUGCGCAUGGCGCUGGCAAAGCAGAUCCGCGAGCUGCGCGACGAGGUUCCCGCCUCCCAGCGCCUCAGCGCUGCCCGCCCGCUGCCCGCACCAACCCCUGAUGCGGAGGCGGGUUUCACUUUCGCGCCGGAGCUGUGCCGCACGAGCGAGCGGCUGCUGGAGGACAGCGCGCAGCUGCCGGGCAACUUCUUCGAGCGCCAGCGAUUCUUCCACGACCUCAAGCUGCGCCGCCUGCGCGUGCUCCAGUCCGAGGAGGAUGCGAACUGCACAUUCUCGCCAGACACCAAGGGCCAGUCGGCAGUCAUCCUGGCAGCAUCUGCGCGGUCGGCGGACCAUGCGGAGCGGCUGGCGGUGACGGACAAGCGGCGGGUGGAGGGCGCUCGCGCGGGGGUGGCCCAUGACUACUACUCCCAGUUUUCCUUCCAACCCGCCAUCAACGAGCGCUCCAGGCGCCUCGCCAAGGGCGGGGACAGGUUGGGCGAGCUGACGAGCAGCGAGCGGCGGCGCGAGAGGCGCGAGGCGAUGGCGGCCGAGGCAGAGGCGCGAAUGGAAGCUGAGUGCACCUUCCGGCCGCGCCUGCACUCCCGCCAGGGCGCCGACCAGGAAAACCGCGACCCCGCGGAGAAGGGCAAUCUGUUGCGGCGCAUAGCGGAGCAGCGGGCGGAGCGGGAGACGGCGCUGGAGCAGCAGCGGUCGCGGCGUGAAAUGGCCGAGUUGGCCGACUGCACCUUCCGCCCCACCCGCGUCUCCAGCGCUCCGGCCCCUCCCACGGAGGAGGUGGCAGUGAAGGGCAUGGAGGCGUACAUGGCCACUCGGCAGCGCGCGCGACAGCUGGCGGCGGAGCAGGCCGCGCGGGAGGAGAAGGCGUUCAUCCUGCACCCGCGCGACUCCCACGCCCCCACCGUGCCCCAGCCCUUCUGCCUGCGCACCGACCUGCGCGAGAAGGAGACGGAGGGUCGGCGGCUGCAGCUGCAGGCGGCUCUGCUGGCGGAGUCAAUGAGGGAGUGCACCUUCCACCCUAACACCAACGAGGCGCUCAACCGGCAGCUGCUGGACGCCAUCCUGGCCUCUGAUGAUGACUGCGACGACGCGCGCAGCACUUGCUCUGUGCAGACACUCUGA
Coccomyxa subellipsoidea C-169 is the source of this 2553-nucleotide messenger RNA. RefSeq lists its product as hypothetical. The record is from RefSeq and is a predicted model, not a curated record. The transcript is spliced from 15 exons. Lineage: Eukaryota; Viridiplantae; Chlorophyta; Trebouxiophyceae; Coccomyxaceae. The coding region runs from base 1 to 2553 and encodes 850 amino acids.